UGGCUCAGGUAAAACAAUCCUAUUUCGGAACGCGUUUCUACUGACAUCAUCGAAGACCGGCGUAAACUUCACCGCGGCAGCGCGCAGUAACAAGAGCAACGCCCCGCUCACCCUGCGGGGAACUAGCCGCGCUGGCUGCCGAGUCUGUCCCGCCCUCCGAGGGGCGGGCGUGCGGCGUGACGCGAGCGGCGAGCGGCGAGCGGCGGCGGGGAGCAUGGGUUUUGGAACCCUUGUUGCGAUUGGAGUGAUCGUUUUUGCCGUGAUUGUCAUUACUAUAAUUCUGUGCCUCACUUGUUCGUGUUGCUGUCUGUACAAAGCAUGUCGAAGACCGCAGCCUGUUGUGACCACCACCACCGCCACGACGGUGGUUCACGCGCCGUACCCGCAGCCGCAGGCAGUGCCGCCCAACUACCCCGCAGCGCCGUACCAGGGCUACCAGCCCGUGGCCAUCCAGCCUCAGCCGGGGAUGCCGGUCGCGCCCUACCCUGCGCAGUACCCUCCCCCCUAUCCCAUGCAGCCUUCAGGACCCCCAGCUUACCAUGAGACGGUGGCAGCUGGUGCCGGAGCACCGUACCCCAUCAGCCAGCCCCCCUACAACCCUGCUUACAUGGAUCCUCAGAAGCCCACCUACUGAGCGGCCCUGCCACCGCGCACCGUGCAGCUGUAGUGUGCUAUCCUGGAAGACAGCAAUCUUUUGUCUAAGUAAAGUGAACGUUACUUCAGUAUCUUCUUUGUUUUUAAAUGCUUUGAGUACUUCUGGCAGAAGUUGUUCUUUUAUACCUCAAGUAAAUACGAAGAGAUUUUGUUCAGAAUACAGAAGGGGUGAUGCAGGAGUAAGAACCACAAUAACAUUUCUUGUGCAAUAAUUUUCAAGUGUGGUAGGAAGGAAUGGUGCACUGUGAGCGUUGUCAAACACCCAAAGCUGUGGCCAUCUCUUGCACAGUACUGAAUCAUAAAACCAUAACCUCUGAGAAGCUGUGUGACACGUGCUCUGCUUGUUUUGGGGUUACUCUAAGGAGGCAAGCUCCAACCGAAUCCAUUUCAUCCAUCAUGUAAAAGGGAACCUUUCUUGAAACACAUCUGCCUUCGGUGAGAGUAACGAGCCACGUUUGUGUUUGGACGAGUCGCAUUAUUCUGUGCUAAGUAGCAUGAGUUGAUCAUUUCCUUGUUUUAUUUCCCAAUUUUAAGGCUUAAAAACUGCCUCUGUUGGGUGUUUUCUCAGGCUGUUUUAGUUUAUAGCUAGAAAUUGACAAUAGAACCAAACCUUCUGCCGUUCCUUAGAACAAACAGAUCAAAAGCUGAAAACCUGGGGGUUCUUCAUUAAAAGAUAUUGGACGAAGACUUGGUUUGCUUAAUAGUCAUACGUUGUUGAGUAGUUUGGAGGAAAUAAAAAUAGCACCUUAGCUGUAUGUUAAGCAGAAAUGGCUGUCAGCGUCCAGUUUUGCCUCGUCACAGUGAGGGGAUUUAUUUCGGUUUUAUUUGGUGCACUCGGAAACAAAUCAUGGUUUCUUUAGUGUCUUCCACGAUGCCUCUUUUUCCUACGUUGAAAUACAACAUGUUGUUCCUUAGUGGAGCUGUAUGCAGGCCAUGGUAUCUGUCACUGUGAUGUAACGAGGGAAUAAUUUGGACCUGUCUCUGAUUGUACUUGGCUGGAGAGGCCUUCAAGGCCCUUGUCCUGUGACAUUACAGUUGAGAGGUAUAUGAACGUUUGAGAAACUUGGAACUUGAAUAACCAGUGGCAUUGUUUUACCUCAUAGGAUGGAUGGGAGCUGCUGCUGUCAAAGGCAGCCUUCUUUCUCUAGCUGAUUUUUGGGUCUUUUUCUGGGUUAUUCCAAUUAUUUUUUUUUUAAAUAGUCUUCAGGGCAUUUCAGGAUCAACUUGUAGAAAGUUUUUUGGUGUAUUUGGUAUUCACAAUGAGCCAGGUCCCUCUGUUACAGCCCUCUGCUGCAGGUAAUAGCGUGCAGUGGUGCCAGGAGGCACUGGCAGAGCAGGCGUGCCGUGGAUCUGUGUGUUCCUCCUCUUUCCUGCCCUGCAAGCCAAAAAAUUGGGCAAUGCUUCCUUACGCUGUUAGGAGUUCUGUGGGAACAUCCAAAAAUGGGCAGCGUUUCCCAUGUGGAGGAUCUGGGAUGUUUGUGUGGGGGAGGGCACUAAAUAACUGCAGAAGCAAUCCCUUUUCUGCAGAAGAACUCCCGUAGAAGGACAGCAGAGACUGCAGCAGCUUGGUCAGUCAGUGUAUGGCUGGAUGGGGGAGGCAGGAGGAGUAGGGUUAAGGAGCCUGGUAACCCCCAGCUUUCCUUCAGUGAACGCAUGCUGAUGAUAACUACAUGCAGGUGAAGGGAGAAAGCAGUUCUGCACGUGUUAACGAUGUAAUCGUAGCAUUACUGCGCGUUGCAAAACUGGAUGUAAGAAAACGGCCUGCUUUCCUCACUUCAGAACUGGAACACUUAACCGGGUCUUGCCUUCACGUAUAAAUCAAUGCUAACAGGAUGGUGUAGGACCAAAUUGUAUUAUCAUGGUGCAACCCAAUUCAGCUUCUUUUCUCCUAGUUAAGCAGAUGUAGCAGUGAGAUAAAUGAUGGAGGAUUUGGCCCAUACGUUGUAGUUCGAGCACUGCUCAAUGCAUUAGUCCCAGUAUAAUGUCUUCACAUCCAACUAGUUCUCCACCACCCCCAUUUUAAACAUUGACUCCAAUUCUUUUUUUUAAAUUCUGUAAGUGCCUUCGUUUCAGAAACGUUCUGUGGAAUUAAAUACAAUACAAUAUUCUGUCGUACGGAAUUUGCUAGAGAAUCAUUGUUGACUUUGUUACAUACUGUAAACCAGCUUUGUACGUCGUUUGUAGUUUAAACGUAAGUAUUCAAAAGAAAUGGCAUAAACUCUUUGCACCUUUGUAAUAAAUGCAGUGUUUGAAAUAUAUUCUAUCACUUUUGUUUUCUCA
Numida meleagris (helmeted guineafowl) is the source of this 2934-nucleotide messenger RNA. RefSeq names its product shisa family member 5 (gene SHISA5). The transcript has 4 exons. NCBI's taxonomy places the organism in Eukaryota, Metazoa, Chordata, Aves, Galliformes, Numididae. Gene Ontology annotation, biological process: positive regulation of canonical NF-kappaB signal transduction. The coding region runs from base 215 to 634 and encodes 139 amino acids. Gene Ontology annotation, cellular component: endoplasmic reticulum. The record is from RefSeq and is a predicted model, not a curated record.